This is a messenger RNA of Closterium sp. Yama58-4, 783 nucleotides long. The record is from the annotation of a GenBank genome assembly. NCBI's taxonomy places the organism in Eukaryota, Viridiplantae, Streptophyta, Zygnematophyceae, Desmidiales, Closteriaceae.
AUGAAGAAGCAGAUCGAGUACCUCCUGGACAAGGGACUCAUUCGACCAUCGACAUCGCCAUACGGUGCACCCGUACUCUUCACGCCAAAACCCGAGGGAAGCUUACGCAUGUGCAUCGACUACCGAGCUCUCAAUAAGCAGCAAAUCCGGAUGGCGGAUAACUCCAUCCACAAGACGGCAUUUCAGACACGAUACGGAUCCUACGAGUACCUCGUCAUGCCGUUCGGUCUCACCAACGCACCCGCUACAUUCCAGGUCGAGAUUAACCAUAUUUUCAGGGCUCUACUCGACGAAUGCGUGGUGGUGUACCUACUCGAAGGACAUGAAGCAGCACAUCGAACACCUACGACGCGUCUUCGCGUCUUCUACGUCAAGUUAUCUAAGAGCGAGUUCGCUUUGAAGAAAGUUCAAUUUCUUGGACACAUGGUGAGCGCUCAAGGUGUACAUGUGGACCCAAAGAAGAUCGAAGCCGUACGUACGUGGAAGGCGCCGGAGAACGUUAAAGAACUUCAACAAUUCCUUGGCUUUGCGAACUAUUACAAUCGAUUCGUGCCACAAAAUGCGAAGAUUGCAACACUUCUCACCAACCUACUAAAGAAGAAUACACCGUUCAGGUGGGAGGAUGUAGAUCAGCAAGCCAUGGAGCAGUUGAAGACCGCACUCACGUCCGCACCUGUCCUGAUCCUGCCAGAUCCAGAAAAAGACUACGUCAUCGAAGCUGACGCUAGCGACCAAGCAGUUGGAGCAAUUUCAACUCCCCGAUUCACGACAAAGAGGCCUUAG